Molecule: messenger RNA, 1575 nt
Organism: Pyricularia pennisetigena
Lineage: Eukaryota; Fungi; Ascomycota; Sordariomycetes; Magnaporthales; Pyriculariaceae
Exons: 1
Coding region: 1-1575 (524 amino acids)
Molecular function (GO): heme binding; oxidoreductase activity, acting on paired donors, with incorporation or reduction of molecular oxygen; iron ion binding
Source: RefSeq, a predicted model, not a curated record
AUGCUCGAGCUCCUUGCGCGUCCGGCCGUGGCCGCGCCGGUCCUGCUCCUGGUCGGAUAUAUUCUCCAUCACCUCGUGGUCAGGUCGCCCAAGCUGCCAGAUCUGCCCAUCGUCGGCGCCAAGGAAGGCGACUGGUUCCCCAUGCUCCAGGCGAGAUGGAGAAACAUUGUCGACUUCGAGGCCAGCCUCCGCGAGGGCUACCAAAGGUACAAAGGCCAGCCCGUGGUCGUCCCGGCGUCGCACCGGACCAGCGUCAUGCUCCCGCUGUCCGAUGUCGAGUGGUACCUGAACCAGCCCGACGACGUGCUCAGCUUCCACCUCGCGGCCCACGAGACCCUGCAGCUGGACCACACCAGCUUGGACCGCCGCCUGGCCCACGACACGGCCAACAACCGCGUCGUGACGGUGACGCUGAACGGGCAGCUCGGCAACCUGGCGCCCGACGUGCUGGACGAGGUCCGGGUCGGGUUCGAAAAGUGCUGGGGCGACAGGCCGGGCGAGGCGCGGGAGGUGAACCUCUACGAGACCACGACGCGCAUCAUCGCCGGCGUCACGGCCCGCAUCAUCCUCGGCGCCUCCUUCAGCCGCGACGAGGACUUCCUCAAGCUGAGCACCGCCUGCGCCCAGGACGUGCUGAUCUCGGCGCAGAUCCUGACCUUCACCUGGAAGCCGCUGCGGCCGGUCCUCGCGCCCCUGGUCACGCUCGCCGCCAAGACGCGCCUGCGCCGCUACAAGCGCGCCAUCGCGCCCGAGGUGAACCGCCGGCUGGCGGCCUGGGAUGCUCGGGCCCGGGGCGUCGAGGCCGAGGCCGAGGCCGAGGACGAGGGCGAGCCGAACGACUUUCUGCAGUGGACGAUCCGCCAGGCCAAGGAGAGCGGCGACCCGACCAUGUGGGAGCUCGACAUGCUGGCGGGCCGCACGCUCAUGCUCAACUUUGCGGCGAUCCACACGUCGUCGCUCACGCAGACGGCGGCGGUGCUGGAGCUGGCGGCGAGCAAAGGCUCGGUCGCGGCCGAGCUCCGGGCCGAGAUACGCGCCGUGGUGGCCGAGCACGGCUGGACGAAGCGGGCGGUGGCGCGCAUGGAGAAGCUCGACUCGGUGUUCCGCGAGAGCGCGCGGCUCAACUCGUUCGUCACGCUCGGCGUGGAGCGCAAGGUGGUGGCGGCGGGCGGCGUGACGACGCCGUCGGGCCUGCACGUGCCGCGGGGAGGCUGGGUGUGCCUGCCGGCGUACGGCGUGCUGCACGACGAGGCCGUCUACCCGGGCGCCGAGGAGUUCCGGUCGUUUCGGUUCUCGGACGCGCGGGCCGACGACGGCGGCGGCGCCACCUCGUACGUCGAGCGCGCCAGGAACGCCUUCCCCACCACCAAGCCCGAGUUCCUGGCGUUUGGCCACGGCCGCCACGCCUGUCCCGGCAGGUUCUUUGCCGCCCUGGAGCUCAAGAUGAUGAUGGCGUACAUUGUGCUCAACUACGACAUCUCGCCGCGCGAAAAGACGCCCAACAUGUGGUUUGGCGUGAACAGGGUGCCGGAUAUGACUGCCAAGAUACGGGUUCAGAGGAGGGAAAAGUCAUAG